Theileria equi strain WA is the source of this 695-nucleotide messenger RNA. RefSeq lists its product as hypothetical. The transcript is spliced from 3 exons. NCBI's taxonomy places the organism in Eukaryota, Apicomplexa, Aconoidasida, Piroplasmida, Theileriidae. The record is from RefSeq and is a predicted model, not a curated record. The coding region runs from base 120 to 695 and encodes 191 amino acids.
AGUAGCAUUAAGGGUGGAUUCCAUACCAGUUUGGGAAAUUUGUGGUCCACAAAUUCGAUAAGAGGAACAUGCCAUUUAACAGUAGGAUAGCACCUCUUUAAACUCAAUGUUUAGUACAUAUGGAGAUUGACUGUAGUAACACAUUUCUGGGUGACGUAUUCGGGAAGCACUUUGACGGCGAUGUUGCCAUCGACUGUUUUGGAGCCAAGCGAAGGAACGUUAUCAGCAGAUAUAAUCGCAAACCGGAGGUAUACAAGUCGACUGCUCAGAGCCUCUCGGACCUACUCAGAGAGGGAGCCACAAGCAUUUACUCAUCUCUAACCCAGGUACAAAGGGAAGCAAAAGGAGAGCAUGUGGAUGCUGUAACUCAGGAUGAAAAGGAUGACCACUCCAAGGUAAACGUCCGCCAGGUGUGGAACAGCAUGCUCUGCAUUUCAGGAGCUGGACUGGGGAUGCUUAGUCUGAGCCUACUCGGCAUCUUUGGUGUCUGCGCAGCAGCUGGUGUCUCAUGCUCGGCGCUAGUCUGCAAGAAAUGUCUACAAAAGCAUGAAGUAGGUCAAGGACAUGACUGUGGCAUUGUCCCUCUAAAUGUAAGCAAUGAGUACAAGCCAUCGACUCUUGCCAACCACUCUAGACCUGGUUUUUAUUCCGCAACUGAAUAUAUACCCAUUUAUGGGCAGACUUUCAAGUAUUGA